Messenger RNA from Triticum turgidum subsp. durum (durum wheat), 1395 nucleotides. The record is from the annotation of a GenBank genome assembly. Lineage: Eukaryota; Viridiplantae; Streptophyta; Magnoliopsida; Poales; Poaceae.
AUGGAGGCCGCCGCAGCGCCCGUGGCCAACCAGGGGGAAUCCCAUGGGACCGCAGCGAAGACGGCGCGGUGCGGCGACUCCGACGAGAGCGCCGCGGAUUACAUCAGCAGGGUCCCCGAUGCCGUCCUCUGCACCAUCAUCUCCCUCCUCCCCACCAAGGACGGCGGCCGGACGCAGAUCUUCUCCCGCCGAUGGCGCCCCCUAUGGGCCUCCGCGCCUCUCAACCUCGAGGUCCGCACCCGUCACCCCGGCCCCGGCGUCCCCAUCCGCACCUCCUCCGUCUUCCCCGAUGCCGCCUCCAAGGUAAUCUCCAAGCAUCCUGGCCCCGCCUGCCGAUUCUGCUUCCACGGCCUCUGCCCCGGCGACCUCCACGACCAGGCGGAGACCUGGUUCCUCUCCCGAGCCCUCGCCAAGCUUCAGGAGCUCGAUGUCGGCUACGCGUUCUGCGAUGAACGUAAUCCGGGGAGAAACCCGCUGCCGCCAUCGGCGCUCCGCUCUGCGCCUACCCUCCUAGUUGCCAAGAUCAGCUGUUGUGAUUUGCCCCGAGAGAUGGUGCCGUCCAUGGGCUUUGACCUCCUCCAGCGUCUCUCCUUGAUCUCCGUUUACAUCUCAGUGGACGUCUUCCGUGGACUGCUCCCUGCUUGCCGUGCCUUGGAGAGCUUACACAUGUCCAACGUUCUUGGUACGCGUUGCCUCCAUGUUCGCUCGCCGACUCUUAGGAGUAUAUGCUUCCGUAACACCUCUGGUAGAGCAGAGCUGGUCAUCGAGGAUGUGCCUCGCCUUGUGAGGUUACUAAUACCUUUUGGUUGCCGAGAAAACUGUGGUACUAUCCGGGUAAUUUCUGCGCCUAAAUUGGAGAUAUUGGGCCCUUUGUUACCUGUCGUCUCCAAGGGAGUAAGUUCAGCCGACUUGGCAAACUCGAUGCACACCGUGAAGAUUUUGGCUCUCAGGUGUUCUGGAUAUGAAUUGGACGGAGUUCUUAAUAUCCUUAGGAGGUUCCCCUGUCUCGAGAAGCUCUAUAUCAUUUUUCACAAACACUACGAGAUGGAUGCCAAAAUCGAGCCUCAGUAUGACCGACGACUAUAUCCAAUUGAAUGCCUUCAAACCCAUCUCAAAACAGUGGUGUUUGAAACAUUCGUGGGCCAUGAUAAACAGCUUGAGUUUGCCAAGUUCUUUGUUUUGAAUGCAAAGGCGCUAAAAGAAAUUGAAUUUGAAGGAAUAUAUGGUGCCAAAAACGAUGUAUCGCUGGCUUACCAACACACGCUGCUACGAGUGGAAAACAGAGCUUCUCGAGAUGCCCAAUUUGAAUUCAGGAGCAGAUAUCGCAAUACUGCGAUUCAUCUCCUCAGGCAUAUCCAUGAUUUGUCAGUGGCCGACCCCUUCGAACAGUUAUAG